Messenger RNA from Monascus purpureus, 2532 nucleotides. NCBI's taxonomy places the organism in Eukaryota, Fungi, Ascomycota, Eurotiomycetes, Eurotiales, Aspergillaceae. The record is from the annotation of a GenBank genome assembly.
AUGCGUCCGGCUCUUCUUCGACUGCUGAGGAGACCAUCCGCCGUCUCGAUUCUCGACUGUCUGGUAUCAACGCCGUCUGGGAUUGAGCAAUUGGAGUCGAGAUAUAAAUGUCUACGAUGUCAAUCGCGAAGCGUCCAACAAAAUACGGGGCUUUGCCAGACCCAGCCGGAACUCGUUGACGAUGAAACUCCUGCCCGCCAACGCCGGGCGAGGACAAAGAGUUUCCGAAUUCACGAAAUAGAGCCUCCAUGGAGCAAUGCGAGCGAUGUCGGUCUUGACGAUUUUACAAAGCUUCUGAAACUACAGCCGGAGAAAUUGGAAUUCGAGUCAGAUGUUGGUCAUACAGACGACCUAGGAACUCGAUUAGUGGAUCAGCCGUCUUAUAGGCUUAACUUUGCGCUUUGGGAGGUACUACUUCGUUAUCGACAGCGACAUUAUGGUGACGAAGGCACAUUGGAGAUUUGGAAAGGCCUGACGAUCCGAAUGGAUAGUGUACUGCUCCCAGUAAUCGGAGAACGCGCAGAUUUCUUCUGGCGCAGCUUCAUUAGUGCAGGUCUCAAGAAGGAUUCUUUUUUGAAAGAUCUCGCAGACUAUGCGUUGGAGCUGUGGGAAGCGACUGGCAACCGAUGGGGUGGGUUCUACGACAGUGUGGUUGGAGGGUUCCUUGAACGCGGUAUGCUGCAGCAGGCUGUGGAAUGGCAUAAAACGCUUCAGAACCCUCACUUGGCCCAUCCCAAUGAUAUACUACGAGUCCUCGAAUUAGCUAUGGCGUCUUUCCCUCUUUCGGACACGACCAGUUUAAUAGUGCCCCAUAGGAACGUGGGAAGGAGAAUGUCUCCAGGUGUGCGCGCUUUCCAGGAUAUCUGCCGGGCUACAGAUGGUCACCACAUCUAUGGCCCUGUCAUUUCAAAUUUGCUAAAACAUGGUUAUUCCAUGGACGCGCUUCUGAUGCAUGGCUUUCUCACUGAAAGACAGGAUCAUCCUAGAGAUUUCGAAGAGAUACAGCCGUUACUUGACUACGCUGAGAAAUAUGAGUCGCCGGGUGUCUUCAAGGGGCUUCAAGAGUAUGCCAGACAUCGAUUCGAAUCUCAGCCGGUGUCAAAUGGCCCGGGAAAAGCUUCCCCGCAGGAUUCACACCCCAAGGGUAAGGGAGGACGCUGGCUGAAGCAUAAGCCUACCAAAGACGAGUUCGCGGCAAGACUUUUUGCUACCCAUGCGCUCACAUUUGAUAUGAUCGUUGGGGGUUUGCAAAUGUUCGGUGUGCGGGCUAUUGGAUCACAACCCUUGCGUGAAAUGGCUGCCAGGGCCCACGGAUGCCAGGAUCUCUUGGAAAAGCUAAAUAAGCUCCAGAAAGCGGAUAUAUCGAUCGGUGAUUCCGUGUUUGCACGGUUGGUGCGCAAACUUGCAACUGAGGACCGUUGGUUCCUUUUGUCAGAGCUCGUCUCGACCGACCAGCACCCUGACGUGUUCGAAAACGCAGCGCUACAGGAAUCUUUGCUAACACAAUAUUAUGUGGCUCGGGAUUGGCAACAGUACAACAUGGCUUUGGCCAUUCUCGACUUGGUCUCUGAUGAAGGACCGGAGAUGUUCAAUAUACACUUCCGGAAGCACAUCGCUGCUAGAGAGUGGUCCGCUGCGGCUAAAAUUGUGGAUGAUAUGGCCUUGCGCGGCAAGACCCUUGCCAACCAGAGCAUGGAGUUUCUGAUUGCGCAGGUUCUAACUCCACGGAGGAGAGGAGUCGGGCCAGCAGCAGGGUGUGGCGGCCAUGCCGAAGAUGAAGUAGGCUUUCUCUUCCGAAUCUUUCGACGCGUUGUACCUGCUGGAGUUUUUGUGCCGCCGGAACUCUGGAUCGAGCUUCUGAAGCGCUUAGGCAUGACCAGACGCUGGGAUCGCUUUCGGGAACUCUCCCUAUGGAUCGCCCGGUACUACGCUCCUAGUAAGAAACGAUCCAAUCCUUCUGGGAUGGGUUCGUUUCCGCCUUCGGGGAGGUCUCCAGCCAUAGGAAUGGGCCCGCCACCAUCCGGGCCUGGUGAUCGCAUGCUUGAACGUAUCUUCAACCCGCAAAUGCAAGCGGCCAUUGUCGCUUGGGGCUUCAUGAUGCGUUUGUCCAGCAAACCCGAAACGAAGGCUUGCCGUAUUCCAUCCCUGAUUGAACAGGGAAACGGGGAUCCUAUUGUCGUCCCGUGGGUCCGGGGUCUUGCACUUCUCCGCGAGCUCGAACGCGAAGGCGUCCGUCUCCGAGAGCAGGAGAUUCGACGAGCAUGUCGACAACGUCUGGCGGUGCUUUUCGGGCGACCUCGGCAUUCCAGUCGACGGUGGAACCGACUUCUGCGACGCGAGAAUCCUUACGAUGUGCAUCAGGUCCUAGCCGACGUAGCGCGUGCUUGGGGCUGUUCCCUUUUCGGCGAUCAGGAGAAUGAUGUGGAGCGACUUGUGAAUCCACCCAGUUCGAAGAUGUCGCAGCGCAGAACGCACCGAACGCUAUUCAGGGAGGUCCAUUUCGAGAAGGGUGCCUUUGUGCAGAGCAAAUAG